Messenger RNA from Eubalaena glacialis (North Atlantic right whale), 924 nucleotides. RefSeq names its product GTPase IMAP family member 5-like. The record is from RefSeq and is a predicted model, not a curated record. The transcript is spliced from 2 exons. Bases 1 to 924 code for a protein of 307 amino acids. Gene Ontology annotation, molecular function: GTP binding. Lineage: Eukaryota; Metazoa; Chordata; Mammalia; Artiodactyla; Balaenidae.
AUGGAGGGGCUUCAGAAGGGUGGAGAAGACACCUGCAUCAAAGGUGGAGGAGAAGAGAGCUUAAAUCCCGGAUCAUUUUGGUUGAGGAUCAUCCUAGUGGGCAAAACAGGCAGCGGGAAAAGCGCCACCGGGAACAGCAUCCUCUGCCAGCCAGUGUUUGAGUCCAGGCUGGGGGCCCAGUCGGUGACCAGGAAGUGUCAGGGGGCAACGGGCACGUGGAACGGGAGGAGCAUCCUGGUGGUGGACACGCCCCCCAUCUUUGAGGCGAGGGCCCAGGACCAAGAGGUGUACGAGAACAUCGGGGACUGCUACCUGCUCUCGGCCCCGGGGCCUCACGUGCUGCUGCUGGUGACCCAGCUGGGGCGCUUCACAGAGCAGGACGUGGUGGCCGUGACCAGGGUGAAGGAGGUCUUUGGGGCGAGAGCCCUGAGACACAUGGUCAUCCUGUUCACCCACAAGGAGGACUUAGCGGACGGAUCCUUGCAUGACUAUGUAGCCAACACAGACAACCUGAGGCUGAGGGGCCUGGUCCGGGAGUGCGGGCAGAGGUACUGCGCCUUCAACAACCGGGCCUCCGGCGACGAGCUGGGGGAGCAGCUGGCCGGGCUGAUGGCCAUGGUCGAGGGGCUGGAGAGGGAGCAUCAGGGCGCCUACCUCAGCAACGACCUCUUCUUUGAUGCACAGCGGCACCAGCAGGGCGGGGGCGACCCCCACGGAGAAGGUCACGUGCGCUACCUGGCCAAGGUGCGGUCGCAUGUUGCAAAGCAAAAGCAAGACCUGAAAGAGGCCCAGAGAAACCGUGCCUUCAAGGCGCUCCUCCGAGUCAAAAACUGGAUCGUUGUGCACGAUGAGCUUUGUGUUUGUCUUGUUUGGUGCAGCUUACUUUUUCUUCUUAUUCUGCUGAUCAUCUGGUAUCAUCUUUAA